This is a messenger RNA of Entrophospora sp. SA101, 882 nucleotides long. The record is from the annotation of a GenBank genome assembly. NCBI's taxonomy places the organism in Eukaryota, Fungi, Glomeromycota, Glomeromycetes, Entrophosporales, Entrophosporaceae.
AUGCGCCAUAAUAAUAAUCAUACACAUAUAAAUUCGACUGUCUCUGUAUUGCCAGCAGAUGUUACAACUAUUCCGUAUGAAUAUCAAAUAUACUCAUCGAGUUUUCGAUAUUGGGGCUACAGCAUUAAGCCUUUGCUGCCCAAAGGAGUAUAUAAUGAAAGUGAUGACAGCCAAGAUGAUUUCCCAUUACUGGCUAAAGUGAUUUCUAGAAAAGCCUUUAAUUAUGGAAUUUAUGAAGUUUAUGAAUACAGAUACUCGAAGAAUGGAAGUGUUGUUAACAUGGUAAUAACAACUUUAGCAGAGAUUGAAGAGAUUGACUUUGAAAAUAAUGGAUUUAUUUCAUUACCAAAAACAAGUCUUAGCAUCAACAAUAAAGAUUCUAAUAAAACACAUCCUGAAUAUUGUGAAUAUAAAAUUAAUUGGAAGAAUGAUAAUAUAAAUAUAGGUAGAAUCUAUAGAAGAUGUGUCAAUGCAAGUGAAAAAGACUACUAUCAUGUAGCAACUUUCAUAGGAAAUAAUAAUUGGGGAAUAAAUUUCUAUUCUCCCGAUGAGAUAACUUGUUUUGGUAGAAUGACAAAAUCUGAUUAUUGGUGGAAUUAUUGGAGAAGAGAUAUAAUUAUUCUUCCUAAUGUGCCAUUUCCUCCUAUCUUACCCACGCUCUAUUCCGCAUUUUAUGAUUAUCUUGAAACUAGACAAAAAGAUUAUGACACAAUCGUUGGGAAAUUAGCACCUGCAACAAGGAAUUUGGAGCUUUCCUCUGCACUUGAAGAAAUGAAAAAAAUGGAAAGUUCCUUACACGAGGCUUUGAAUCUUAUAAGCAGAGAUCAAAAAAUUUCACAAGAAUUCCGUGAUUUUUCUCGAGAACUUUUGAAAAAGAAGUAG